CACAAAACUACCACCAGCUAGCAUUUCUUGUCCAUUUCACAAGUUUAUACUGUCCCAUAUUGCAUUUUCAUGUUGCCUCUAUAUAUACUCCAAUUUUGACUUCACUUUGGUCACAAAAGAAGUCCCUAAUUAAAACACACAUUUUUUGGUCUCUCUCUGUCUCUCUCUCGAUCGAUCAAGGCUUUUUGGUGUUCCUACCCCUUGGUUGUGUAGGAAACUUCUUUGGUUUUCUUGUUCUUUCCAUAGCAUAAGCAUUCAGCCUUUGGUCUUUUUUCAAGAAAAAGGGACUAAACAUAAAUUUGAGCUGUCCAUCUUUCUCAUCUCCCUUGGUAUUAGAUUCAUCUUUUAGCUAGUGAUCAUGGCGAAAAUCGCUCCUUUUUCUGCUUGGCCAUGGGAAAAUCUUGGUACUUUCAAGUAUAUGUUACUUGGACCCUUAGUGGGAAGUAUUGUACAUUCAGGACUUCAAGGGGUUGAUCAUCUUGCAAGCAAUUGGUGUUUCCACGUUUUCUUUAUAAGCUUCCUUAGAUUUGCUCUAUAUAUGUGGUAUACUAACAUUUGUAACAUGCUUUUCCUCACUCGUAACCGAUUGAUUCUUCAGCAAGGCAUUGACUUUGAUCAAAUCGACAAAGAAUGGGACUGGGACAAUUUUGUAAUUUCACAAGCCCUACUUGCUUCAUUGGCUAUAUACAUAUUCCCUGAUGGAUUUGCUAACUUACCAGUCUGGGAAACCAAAGGGCUUUUUGUCAUUGUGGUGAUUCAUGUGCUUGUUUCAGAACAUCUUUACUAUUGGGUUCAUAGAUCCUUACAUGGAAAUUACCUUUUUACCCCUUAUCAUUCUUUCCAUCAUGCAUCAGCUGUACCCCAACCGGUAACAGCCGGAAGCACCACAUUCUUGGAGGAGGUGUUAGUUACCACAGUAAUCGGGCUGCCUGUACUUGGUUGUUGUUUGUCUGGAUACGGAUCUAAAACUAUCAUAUACGGCUAUGUUUUAGUCUUUGAUAUCUUACGUUGUUUCGGCCAUUCAAAUGUGGAGAUCAUGCCUCAGUGGAUUUUCGAAUAUUUUCCUUUCUUCAAAUAUAUUCUCUACACCCCAACAUACUACAGCCUACACCACACUGAGAUGAAGACCAACUAUUGCUUGUUUAUGCCUCUCUAUGAUGUCUUGUGGAAUACUUUGAACACAAAGUCUUGGGCCUCGCAGAAGAAAAUAAGUCUAGCCGCAGGCAAAUCUACAAGGAUACCGGAUUUUGUGUUCUUGGCACAUUGUGUUGAUAUCACAUCUGCAUUGCACGUCCCCUUCCUCUUCAGAUCAUUUUCAUCGAUGGCUUAUAGUGCUAGACUUUUCUUGGUUCCGCUUUGGCCAUUUACAUUCGUAGUGAUGCUACUCAUGUGGGCUAAGUCUAAGACAUUCCUCUUGUCUUUCUACAAUUUAAGAGGCAAAUUACACCAAACAUGGGCCGUUCCUCGUUUCGGAUUCCAGUAUUUCUUGCCAUUUGCUAGCGAAGGCAUUAACAAACAUAUCGAAGAGGCUAUUCUAAGGGCUGACAAAUUGGGUGUGAAGGUCAUUAGCCUUGCUGCUUUAAAUAAGAACGAAGCACUUAACGGAGGUGGAACAUUGUUUGUGAAAAGGCACCCGAAUUUGAAAGUACGUGUAGUCCAUGGGAAUACACUAACAGCAGCUGUUAUCCUCAAUGAGAUUCGCGAAGAUGUGAAAGAGGUUUUCCUCACUGGAGCCACUUCAAAGCUCGGACGUGCCAUCGCCCUUUACCUUUGCCAAAGAGGUGUUUGUGUUCUUAUGUUGACUCCAUCAACAGAGAGAUUUCAAAAUAUCCAACAAGAAGCACCAGCAAAUUGCCAGAAGAAUUUAGUUCAAGUCACCAAGUACCAAGCAGCAAGAAAUUGCAAGACAUGGGUAGUCGGGAAAUGGAUUACGCCUGGACAACAAAGAUGGGCGCCGGCAGGAACUCAUUUUCAUCAGUUUGUGGUGCCGCCCAUCUUGGCUUUUAGAAGGGACUGCACUUAUGGUGAACUUGCUGCCAUGAAACUGCCCGACGACGUUGAAGGCCUUGGAUCUUGCGAGUAUACAAUGGGAAGAGGAAUAGUGCAUGCAUGUCAUGCAGGAGGAGUUGUGCAUAGCUUGGAAGGAUGGACUCAUCAUGAAGUCGGUGCUCUUGAUGUCGACAGGAUCGAUGUCGUUUGGAAAGCUGCUUUAAAACAUGGUCUUCAACCUGUUUCUAGCCUUUCCAAGUGAUCUCAUUGAUAUUCAUUUUGUUUCAAAGUCAUAUUUAGUUUCUAAGCAUUUUCUUUUUACAUACUUCACCUUAAUGGAAAAGUAAUUUCAGAAUUUUAUGGAUUUACAAUUGAAUAAAUGUAACACCCCUAAGGAAAUAUUGGACACAAGUCCAGGAACAAUGAACCAAUAUCAUUCAAUUA
Messenger RNA from Helianthus annuus (common sunflower), 2433 nucleotides. RefSeq names its product very-long-chain aldehyde decarbonylase CER3. The record is from RefSeq and is a predicted model, not a curated record. NCBI's taxonomy places the organism in Eukaryota, Viridiplantae, Streptophyta, Magnoliopsida, Asterales, Asteraceae. Gene Ontology annotation, molecular function: oxidoreductase activity; iron ion binding. Bases 359 to 2251 code for a protein of 630 amino acids. The transcript has 11 exons. Gene Ontology annotation, biological process: lipid biosynthetic process.